This is a messenger RNA of Somion occarium, 2218 nucleotides long. NCBI's taxonomy places the organism in Eukaryota, Fungi, Basidiomycota, Agaricomycetes, Polyporales, Cerrenaceae. The record is from the annotation of a GenBank genome assembly.
UUGUUCGUAGUUUGUAAGUAUACAAGGGCCAGUCAGUGUGCACAAUUGUGGCUCGCUCUGGGGCGUUUCUUCCGCGGCGCUCUCCGGCCCCUUGCAUCAUAGGCGACUUUGGCCACCUUGUCCCAGAAAUUCUGACAUUUGCGCUUUAAUUGUGUCGCUCUUGUCACCAUGUCUCAGUUAACAGAACUGCCCACAGAACUGCUCAUUAAAAUAUUCGAUGAUCUGGAUUUAAGGAAUCUCUUGCAUUGCAAGCCGGUGUGUAGGCUAUUCAACAGCAUCAUAAAUGAUGCUGCAACUCUGCAAUAUAAGAUGGAACUUGCGCUAUGCGGCAUGGAAGAUGGACCUCCUGGUAGUAUGGUUCCCGCGGAACGUCUUGAGUGCUUGAGGGAACACCAAGAUGCCUGGGGCCACUUGCGGUUCACGCAAACCAGCAAUAUCGAUAUGCAAAGUGGAAAUGUUUGGGAAUUAUACGGGAACGUCCUAUCGCAGGGAAAGAAUAGGCGGUCCCUAGCGUUCCAUCAACUCGCUUCCGUGAUACGAGGUAUUGAAGACCGUUCGUGGUCGUUAGAUGAUUUGGACGUCGAGAUACGAGAUUUUGGAAUGGACCCAGCUCAAAACCUGCUGGUGUUGAUCGAAUCCUUGGUCCCCAACAAUGGUCGGAGCUACUCGAUUCACCUCCGUACAUUGUCGACCGGAGAGUCGCACCCGGCAGCACCCAAACCGGCUGUACUCACCUACACGCCUAAUUUCCGCUGUUCGAGUUUCACAAUUCAGACCAGCGCCGAAUUGCUAGGCAUCAUCUUCCAUUCUAUGGACGGCAUGGACAACGAACUCAUCAUUUGGAAUUGGAAGACAACCGAGAUAGAGUUGGCCGUUUCGGGAGAUCCUGUGAAAGCCUUUGCUUUUUUGACUGACCAUCAUAUAUUACUGGCAAAACUGGUAACAUAUUCAGCAACGCUAGCUGUGGUGGACUUACAGACUUCUCAUGCCGAGUUGACACCCUGCGAGGACCUUCAAGUGGAAUGCGAAUUCUACCUUCCGGAGUUGCUGACCAGGAACAUUGUUGUCGACAUACUGUUACGAUUGGAUCCCGGCCCAAAUUGGACCCCAAACCCGGACCUCAAGGUUCCCUUCCAUAUUGCUCGUGGGGACAGAUUGUUUGUCGUCACAGUGUCUCUCUUCUCCCCGGGAGACCAACAUUUGCGAGCCUACACGUUGUUCAUACCUUCUACGACGAUUUUCAAGCACAUGGAUAUGUACUCUGGAGACAUCGAAUGGGAACAAUGGGGCCCGGCUGGUUCGCGGCUGAUCUACCCCACACCAUCCAUUUCCCGAGUAUGGGUGUGCUACGUGUAUGGAAUGGGGUUCACUUUCCUCCUCAGGUCACAAAUGCACGAACAAAGGCAGACCCUCUACAUGUUCGACUUCAAUCAACUGGCCAUUCGGAAGAGCAUGCAGGAGAAGGCGAACAUUGACGAACCUCAAACGAGCGAGUCGUGGAAUCUGAUGACGGAUGAUAGUGUCAUAGACGCGGGUGCUUCAGUCUUCAAUGACAGUAUCAAAACGUCUCUGCCAUUUCGAUUCAGGAUACACGAUAUAGCGCCGGACCCUGACGGACGUGCAGUAGCAGCGAUGCUCAGCGAGGAUUCUAUCAUCCUAGUAUGCGAUGCAACUUCCGUCCGAAGAUAUCGCAUCUUAACAUUCUGAAGACGUCCAACGAAGCCUGGAAGGAUGCAAGCAAGAGUAUCCACAUAGUAUAUGUAACAAGAUGAAUGACAAGAGACGACAGCGGCGGUGUUUCCUAUCUCGUUCCAUCGUCCUUCUAUCUACUCGCGGCGUCUGUACUCCCGCACCUCUGCGCUGAUUCCCAGCAUUGGUUUCUUUAGGGUUCUUGAUAUGUCCGUGUACUGUUUGACAGGAAGCACUGAGCGCCAAUGGUCGAAGUACGUUGAAGACGCUUUUGGCGGCUUUUACUCUUGCGGAGGCUAUGACAAUCUGGGGUAGUGGCAUUAAAUAUGCUACGCGCAGCACGAGGAGGAGGUUGUUGGCCACGACUGUUACGCUAUUGGUUUGAGGCUGGCUGUCGGAAGACAAUGCGUGGAUUUUGCUAGACACUUGUAGAUCCGCGAAGCUACCAAGAAGAGACCUCUUGUAAAGAAUCGGGCCGUACUAGCACAUUCAUUAACGUCUGACGAUUCGAAUGCAUGAGGUAUAAAUG